AUGAUUACAUCUUCAUCACUGUUGAAUAGGAAAUUAUCCUCAGAACAACUUUUGUAUAGAAAACGAGACCUAAUCAAUGUCACAUUAGCAUCACAGGGGAUAGUGGUGGGAAGUCGACGAGAUCAAGGGAAACAACACCAGCAGCAAGGUCAUCAUGGCCAGCAACAACGAAGUGGCGAAGUGUUGGUAUCGAAUGAUGAUAGUGAAGAAUUGGAGAAAGCCGAUGGGUCCGGUUCUGGCUUACUGGGCUUUUGUUAUAGUUGUUUUGGUAAAGACACACUGAGGAACUCCUCCUCAGAAAAGAAGAUUCCCCAGUUUAUAUCAUUCAAGAACGUAUUGCAUGUCGAAACAUUGGGCUCAGAAGAGAAUCAUGAGGUGACAUUAACCUUUGUUACACCCAACCAUGAAGAUUACAUCAAAAAGGCAUCGAAAUUGACAAUUCACAAUAUUAAAGUGCAAGUGCAAAACUAUGAUCCACAAAAGCAUUCACAUGAUACUGUCGCCAACUAUAUUUUGAACAAGGCAUAUCAUUAUAAAGUGCUUCAACAACCUUCAGUAUUGGUUUUGAUUAAUCCUCAUGGUGGUCAAGGUCACGCGGUGAAGAUUUACAACGAUGAUAUUAAACCAAUUUUACGCGCUGCUCGUUGCAACAUUACCUAUCAAGAGACAAAUUAUUCUGGACAUGCCACUGACAUUGCUAGAGAUUUAAACAUUGAUGAAUACGAUGUAAUUUUGUGUUGUUCUGGUGAUGGAAUACCUCACGAAGUGAUUAAUGGAUUUUAUCAACGUAGAGAUAAUGGUGUUGCUGCAUUCAACAAAUUGAUCAUCAGUCAAUUACCAUGUGGAUCAGGAAAUGCCCUUACGUUGAGUACAUUGGGAGGAUCAGGUGAAGCACAAAUUGCCACUUGGCUUAUGCUUAAAUCGAAACCAAGUAAAUUGGAUUUGAUGACGGUGACUCAAGGCACUGGAGACAAACAAGUUACCAAAUUGUCAUUUUUAAGUCAAUGCUAUGGAAUCGUUGCUGAUUCAGAUAUUGGAACCGAACACUUACGAUGGCUUGGUGCCAUACGAUUUGAACUUGGGGUUAUGCAAAAAGUGUUCACAUUUGCUAAAUACCCAUGUGAUUUAUACGUUGAAGCAUGGACUAAAGAUAAAUCACUCAUUGCUAAGCAUGUUGAACUGCAUUUAGCCAAUUCCAGUAAUGGAAACAACAAUAAUGAAUUACGUGUUGUUACAAAAGAGGAUUUACAACUACGCCAACCAUCAUUGGAUGAACCAGUACCUUCACAUUGGAAAACUGUACCCCAGUCUAUCACUGACAAACUCAAUGUGUUUUAUGUGGGGAACAUGCCUUAUGUAUCAGCCGAUGCUCAAUUUUUCCCUGCUGCAUUACCCGAUGACGGACACAUGGAUAUGGUAAUCACCGAUACAAAUGCAUCGAUACUAAACAUUGUUCAAAUUAUGUUGAAUGUGGAAAAGGGCACCCACGUUAAUGAUGAAAAUGUCAUACACGCAAAAGUUAAAUCUUAUCGAUUAGUACCGAAGUUGCCAAACCCUGAUCAUCAUUACAUAUCUGUUGAUGGUGAGAGUUUCCCCGUUGAAGCUUUACAAGUUGAAGUUUUACCUAGUAUCAUGACUGGGUUGUUGUACGAUGGGAAAUUCACCGAAACUGUAUUGACUGAAUAA
Molecule: messenger RNA, 1686 nt
Organism: Lodderomyces parapsilosis
Lineage: Eukaryota; Fungi; Ascomycota; Pichiomycetes; Serinales; Debaryomycetaceae
Gene: LCB4
Product: sphinganine kinase
Exons: 1
Coding region: 1-1686 (561 amino acids)
Biological process (GO): sphingosine biosynthetic process
Cellular component (GO): intracellular membrane-bounded organelle; membrane; cytoplasm
Source: RefSeq, a predicted model, not a curated record